This is a messenger RNA of Hansenula ciferrii, 5949 nucleotides long. It is a transcript of the gene FKS3, whose product is annotated as putative 1,3-beta-D-glucan synthase. Gene Ontology annotation, cellular component: 1,3-beta-D-glucan synthase complex; plasma membrane. NCBI's taxonomy places the organism in Eukaryota, Fungi, Ascomycota, Saccharomycetes, Phaffomycetales, Wickerhamomycetaceae. The transcript has a single exon. Gene Ontology annotation, molecular function: 1,3-beta-D-glucan synthase activity. The record is from RefSeq and is a predicted model, not a curated record. Bases 1 to 5949 code for a protein of 1982 amino acids. Gene Ontology annotation, biological process: fungal-type cell wall polysaccharide biosynthetic process; (1->3)-beta-D-glucan biosynthetic process.
AUGUCAGCUCCUGGGGCUUUUCAGCAUAGCGGUCCCGCUAGGAAUGAUAGGAGAGUCAUAGCAGAUGAUCCAAGGAUACCAGAUAUACCAGGUGUUCCAGUCGCUCAUGAAAUGAACCCGGACGCUCAAUUCCAACCAGAACCUCUUUAUCAACCACAAUUUCAUCCUCAAUAUGAGCCCCAAUUUACACAUUACCAACAACAACAACUGCCAUUUCAGCAACAACAGCAGAACUUUAAUAAUUAUCAAUACCUGCCUCAAGGUCAACAAUCAUAUCAAACUCAAAAUGGUCCUCAAUAUCAGCAAAAUGGUCCUCAAUAUCAGCAAUAUGAUCAACAAGGAAAUAUGUUGCAGUAUGAACAACAUCCAAAUCAACAACCAAUUGAAGGUCAAAUAAACAAUCAUCAUCAACAAACACAGCAAACAGAACAGACACAGAAUCGUGGAGGAGAACCACCUGCAAACUUACCAAACUUAAAAGCACUAGGCCCUUAUCCGUGUUGGUUGGAUGAUGUACCUAUAUCUCAAGGUGGUAUACGUGCUAUUUUUGAAGAUAUUACUGUUAAAUUUGGAUUUCAAAGGUCAUCAAUGGAAAAUAUGUAUGAUCAUCUUAUGGUACAGUUAGACUCAAGAGCUAGUCGCUUAAUGCCAGCGGAGGCUUUGGUAUCUUUACAUGCUUCUUAUAUUGGUGGUCAACAUGCAAAUUAUAGAAAAUGGUUCUUUGCAGCUCAAUUAGAUCUUGAUGAAGAGAUUGGGUUUUCAAACAUGAAAUUAAAAGGUAAGGCUAAAAGGAGAAAUAAACAGAUGGCUAAGAAAAAUAAUGUCAAUAUGAAAGAACAUCGUGAUAAAGCACAACAAGAUGAGAUUGCAUUUAUGGAGAAAAAUGCCAAAAUUGAAUAUUCACCUGAACAAACUGAAAGGAAUCUUGACCUUCAAGCUGCUGGGUUCAAAUGGAAGAGCAAAAUGAAUGCAUUGACUCCACAUGAAAAGAUCGAACAAAUCGCAUUAUACCUUUUGCUUUGGGGAGAAGCUAAUCAAGUAAGAUAUUUGCCUGAAUGCUUAUGUUUUAUAUAUAAAUGCGCAUAUGAUUAUUUCAAGUCGCCGCUGUGUCAGUCUGGACCACCACUUGAGGAAUUCCACUACUUGAAUAAUAUUGUCACACCACUUUAUAACUAUAUUAGAGAUCAGAUGUACACCGUGGAUGCUAGUGGUAAAUUGGUACGGAAAGAAAAGGAUCAUAAAGAUAUCAUUGGCUACGAUGAUGUUAAUCAAUUAUUUUGGUAUCCUGAAGGUAUUGAAAGAAUCAAAUUGAAUGAUACAGAAGAAAGAUUAGUUGAUAUAAAACUCGAGGAACGCUAUUUGAAGCUAGCUAAUGCUAAUUGGAAAAAGGCCUUUUAUAAGACUUACAAGGAAAAAAGAACUUGGUUACACCUUGCAACAAAUUUUAAUAGAAUUUGGGUGAUACAUUUAUCAUCAUUUUGGUUCUUCACAACUUUUAACUCCCCAACUUUAUACACGCAUGAUUAUAAUCAGUUAUUGGAUAAUCCACCAACACCUCAAAGUAGAUGGUCUGCUAUAGCUUUGGGAGGUGGUGUUGCAUGCUUAGUUCAAAUCAUAGCCACUCUAGCUGAAUGGUCUUUUGUUCCUCGUCAAUGGCCAGGUGCACAACAUUUAACCAAGAGACUACUCUUUCUUAUCUUCAUGACUAUUAUCAACGUUGGUCCAUCGGUUUAUACAUUUGGUUUUUUUGACCUUGAAACACACUCCAACUCUGCAUAUAUUGCUUCCAUUGUUCAGUUCACCAUAGCAAUUAUUACUUUCAUAUAUUUUUCAGUCCAACCUUUAGGUUCAUUACUUGGUGGUUAUUCAAUGAAGUCCAGAAGGAACGUUGCAGCCAGAACAUUUACAGCAGCGUUUCCCAAGAUCACAGGUAGAAGCCGUUGGUUCUCAGGGUUACUUUGGGUUACAAUAUUCACUGCAAAGUUUGUCGAAUCUUAUUUCUUCUUGACUCUUUCUCUUAGAGAUCCAAUUAGGGUUCUUUCUAUUAUGGAGAUGACAAGGUGUCAUGGGGAUAAACUUAUUGGGUCUUUACUUUGUCGCCAACAACCAAGAAUAACAUUGGGUCUUAUUUACUUGACUGAUUUGAUUCUUUUCUUUCUUGACACAUAUCUUUGGUAUAUUGUCUGUAAUUGUUUAUUUAGUGUUGGUCUAUCCUUUUCUUUGGGUAUUUCAAUAAUGUCACCAUGGAGAAACGUUUAUUCCAGAUUACCCAAGAGAAUAUAUUCAAAGUUAUUGGCAACAAGUGAAAUGGAAAUAAAGUAUAAACCAAAACUUUUGGUUUCACAGAUUUGGAAUGCUAUUAUAAUCUCAAUGUAUCGUGAACACAUUUUACCUAUAGAAAUGGUAUCCAGACUUUUAUAUCACCAAAUUGUAUCAGAUACUACCUCAAAAAGAUCUCUUCGCUCACCAUCAUUCUUUAUUGCACAUGAUGAUUCAACAUUCAAAUCAAAAGAAUUUUUCCCACCCAAGUCAGAGGCUGCUCGUCGUAUUUCAUUUUUUGCACAAUCCGUCUCAACUCCAAUACCUGAACCAACUCUUGUACAGAGUAUGCCAAUAUUUACAGUAUUGAUUCCUCAUUAUGGUGAGAAAAUUAUAUUAUCUUUGAAGGAAAUUAUUCGUGAAGAUAAUGCAAACUCUAGAAUUACUUUAAUGGAGUAUUUGAAGCAGUUGUACCCUACUGAAUGGGAUUGUUUUGUGAAGGAUACAAAGCUUUUAGCUACUAAUAAUGGUAGUUUACCAGAUACGUAUGUGAAGUACGAUUUAACCAACAGAUGGAAAAAUGAUCUUGGUGGUCCUUUGGACUAUAGAGUGGACGAAGAUGAAGAGGAUGAAGACCCUAAAACUAAAACUGAUACGAACGAAGAAAUUGUGGAAAUAGACGGUGUUGAAGAUGAUGAAUCUGAUGAAAUUGAUGAUGAGAUGGAUGGUAUCCAAGAUCCUCGUGUCAAAAGGAAGGGUAUUCGUUUCAGAAGGUCUAAGGCAGUCCCAACAACACCAGAGGAUGACAUUCUUCAAGGUAGAAUUAAUGACUUGCCAUUUUAUUGUAUUGGUUUCAAGACAUCUUCACCGGAAUUCAUUUUGAGAACCAGAAUUUGGGCUUCUUUAAGAACUCAAACUCUUUAUCGUACAGCCUCCGGUUUCACAAAUUAUGUAAGGGCUUUGAAGUUACUUUAUCGUGUUGAAACCCCAGAUCUUGUACAAUAUUAUGGUCCUGACCAAGUUGGUUUAGAGCAAGAUUUAGAAGCCAUGGCUCAGAGAAAAUAUAAACUUGUUAUUGCCAUGCAAAGGUAUGCUAGAUUUACAAAGGAAGAAAAAGAUGAUACAGAGUUUCUUUUAAGAGCUUAUCCUGACAUCAAAAUAUCAUACCUUUUGGAGGAGAUUGAUGAGAGUCACCCACAGCGUCACAAAACAUUUUAUUCUUGUAUGAUUGAUGGAUUUUCAGAUAAAGAUGAGAAUGGAGAUAGAAUUCCUCGUUAUAAAGUCAAACUUUCAGGUAACCCCAUUUUAGGUGAUGGAAAAUCUGAUAACCAAAAUCAUUCAAUAAUUUUUUAUCGUGGUGAAUAUAUUCAGGUUGUUGAUGCUAACCAAGACAAUUAUUUAGAAGAGUGUAUCAAAAUAAGGUCUGUUUUAGCCGAGUUUGAGGAAAUGGACAUAGAUAACACUCCUCCAUAUGUUCCUGGUAUCCUUUAUAAAAAUGAUCUGGAUCCUGUCGCAAUUGUUGGUGCUCGAGAAUACAUUUUUUCUGAAAACAUUGGUGUUUUAGGUGAUAUUGCAGCAGGUAAAGAACAAACAUUCGGUACUUUAUUUGCUCGUACACUUGCAGAGAUUGGAGGUAAACUACAUUAUGGACAUCCUGAUUUUUUAAAUGGUAUAUUCAUGACGACCCGAGGUGGUAUAUCGAAAGCUCAAAAAGGUUUACAUUUGAAUGAAGAUAUUUAUGCUGGUAUGAAUGCUUUAAUAAGAGGAGGUAGGAUAAAACAUAGUGAUUACUACCAGUGUGGAAAGGGUCGUGAUUUGGGUUUUGGAUCUAUCUUGAAUUUCACCACUAAAAUUGGUGCAGGUAUGGGAGAACAGAUUUUAUCGAGAGAGUAUUACUAUCUUGGAACUCAAUUGCCAAUUGAUAGAUUUCUAUCUUUUUAUUACGCACAUGCUGGAUUUCAUGUCAAUAAUCUUUUUAUUGUCUUGUCUGUCCAACUUUUCAUGAUUGUUUUGGUUAAUCUUGGAGCCUUAGCCCAUGAAUCCACCAUUUGUGAAUACGACAAAGACAUCCCAUUCACAGAUUUACAAGUACCCUUAGGGUGUUAUAACUUACAACCAGUGUUGGAUUGGGUUACUAUUUUUGUUCUUUCUGUUUUCAUUGUGUUUUUCAUUGCAUUUGUACCGCUUCUUGUUCAGGAACUAACAGAAAGGGGUGCUUGGAGAGCUGUUUCAAGGUUUUUCCAUCAUUUGGCUUCAUUGUCACCAUUCUUUGAAGUUUUUGUGUGUCAAAUAUAUGCUACGUCAUUGAUUGUGGAUAUAACUUUUGGUGGUGCAAGAUAUAUUAGUACAGGUAGAGGGUUUGCAGUGUCACGAAUACACUUUUCUUACUUGUACUCCAAAUUUGCCAGUUCAUCAAUCUAUUCAGGUACUAAAUUGUUCCUAAUGUUAUUGUUUGCAACUGUAUCAAUAUGGCAACCAGCACUUCUUUGGUUUUGGAUAACAUUGGUGUCUAUGUGUCUAGCACCAUUCAUUUUUAAUCCUCAUCAAUUUGCAUUUGCAGAUUUUUUUGUUGAUUAUAAAGAUUUCAUCCACUGGUUGUCCAAAGGUAAUCGUAAGUGGCAUUCAAACUCAUGGGUAAAUCAUGUGAAACAAUCAAGAAUUAGAUACACGGGCCUCAAGAAGAAGGUUAUUGGGCAUAAUUCAGAGUCAAGUUCAGGUGAGCUUAAAAAGUCACAUUUGUACAAUACAUUCCUCACUGAACUUCUUCUUCCAUUUAUACAGUCUGUGUUUUUAUUUUUUGCAUAUACAUUCAUCAAUGCUCAGAAUGGGGUUAGAAAUGUUGAAGCUACAAACUCGGUUUUGAGGUUAAUAAUUUUAGUUUUCGCACCAAUUUUGAUUAACAGUGUAACACUUGUGUUGAUUUUUGCUUUAUCUUGUUUGAUUGGACCAUUGAUGACCGCAUUAUGUUGUUUCAGAGGGAUUUCCAAUUUCUUUGCUGCACUUGCACAUGUUAUUUCGGUUUUUGUCCACUUAUUGAUGUUUGAAGUGAUCUGGCUUUCAGAAGGAUGGAAUUUUGCAAGAACCUUGGUCACUAUACUUUGUAUUAUAUCCAUUCAAAACUUUCUUUUAAAGUCAAUAACAAUCAUUCUUUUACCUCGAGAAUUUAAAAACGAUAAGGCAAGUAGAGCAUGGUGGUCAGGCAAUUGGUAUACAACAAAAGUUGGAUGGCAGUUUGUGUUACAACCUUUAAGAGAAUAUUUAGUCAAAAUCAUUGAGAUGACAUUGUUUUCGGUUGAUUUUAUCAUUGGACAUUGUCUUUUAUUUGUUCAAACACCAUUCAUUUUCAUUCCUUUUAUUGAUAGAUGGCAUUCUAUGGUUUUAUUUUGGUUAAGGCCUAGUAAACAGUUGAGGCCUGGAGUAUUAAAAAAAUCAGAACAAAGAAGAAAAAGAAGAACAGUUAUAAGAUAUUUUAUAUUAUACUUCAUAGUAUUAUUAUUUUUCUUAGCAAUAGUUUUAGUUCCAGCUUUGACCCAUAGAUUUAUGAGAGAUUUAUCGGAUCUUUUUGAAGGAACAAUGGCAUCAGGUCUUAUCCAACCAAAUAAUCAAGAUAAUGAUGACACAGGAGAUAAUGCACCUUCAACAAUCACCACAACCACCCCAGCAAUGCCUACUUUCAAGACGGUAUGGUGA